Molecule: messenger RNA, 796 nt
Organism: Caenorhabditis sp. 36 PRJEB53466
Lineage: Eukaryota; Metazoa; Nematoda; Chromadorea; Rhabditida; Rhabditidae
Source: the annotation of a GenBank genome assembly
AUGGACGAGAAGCAGAAAGAUGGGAUGAUCGAACCGAAAAAGGGCUACGACAAUGUGCACGAUCUGAGCGGACUGGGUCCGGACGGCAAAGGAAGGAAAGGCGCAAAGAGAAGAAAGUUGAGGAAGGGAAAAGAGAAGAAGAAGGAUGAGGACGAGGAAGAGAAGGAAGAAAAGAAGGAAGAGAAGAAGGAAGAUGAAGGGGGAGAGAAAAAGGAAAACGAGAAGAAGAAAACAGAGGAAAAAGAAGAAAAGAAGGAAGAGAAAAAGGAGGAAAAGGAGGAAGAGAAAAAGGAGGAAAAGAAGGAAAAGACUGAAGAGAAGGAGGAAGAGCCCAAGAAGAAGCCCAAGAAGGAAGAGAAAGAAGAGAAGGAGAAGGAAAAGUCGAAGGAUGAAAAGGAAGAGAAAGAAAAGGAGAAAGAGAAGGAAAAGCCUAAAGAAAAGGAGAAAGAAAAAGAGAAGGAAAAGGAAAAGGAAAAGACAAAGGAAGAGGAAAAGAAGAGCGAGAAAAAGAGUGAAAAGAAGGAAGAAAAAGAGAAAGAGGAAGAGAACAAGGUGGAAAAGGAGAAGGAAAAGACAAAAGAUGAAAAAGGGGAGAAGACGAAGAGCAAGAAGAGCCAGGAGCCGGAGAAGAAGUCGGCCGAGAAGGUGACGGUCAAGGAGCAGCCAAAGAAGUCGACUGUUGGGGGUCUAGACUUCCAGUUCACUUCCGUUCUCACUAACUAUUCUGUUUACAGGACCGGCUAUUCCGCGCAGACCGCCACCGCCGAAGAAGAAGGGAUGCUGCGUCAUUCUGUGA